Messenger RNA from Gasterosteus aculeatus aculeatus (three-spined stickleback), 2926 nucleotides. RefSeq names its product TSEN15 tRNA splicing endonuclease subunit (gene tsen15). Lineage: Eukaryota; Metazoa; Chordata; Actinopteri; Perciformes; Gasterosteidae. Gene Ontology annotation, molecular function: nucleic acid binding. Gene Ontology annotation, biological process: tRNA splicing, via endonucleolytic cleavage and ligation. The record is from RefSeq and is a predicted model, not a curated record.
UACUGCAGCACCCCGCCUGACGCGAAAACACAACUCGCAUGUUCGCGGCGGCAGCGGCGUGUCCUGUUACCAGCACGUGUCUAACGAGCACUUUGAGUGUCUCAUUCAGCAAAAUAAAAUGUCACAAGCGUCAAACCGGGACGACGCGUCUCCCAACUGGAUCCUUCAGCAUCCAGCUUAUCAACAAAUGAAGAGUCUGGAGAUUGAGGACAGUGCUCAAGUGCACGCGGCUUUCCUCGUGUACAUGGAUCUUACCGAGGUGCGCCGGUGGAAAGAGGUGUCGUGUGCAAAGAGCCCCGAGCUGCAGGUGAUUCUGCUGGAAGGGAGGGAGAAGGAAGGAGCGCCCGUCCAGACGGUUCUCCCGCUGCCCGCUCACCGCUCCCUGAGCCACCAAAGCAUACGCCAGGCGCUGGACAGAGGCUUCCCCGUGCUGCUGUGUGCCGUGGCCUCCGACUCCACCCUGGUCUACCAGAGGAUGACGGACGGCUUGGUGACACCGGACCCCCCCGCCGGCCCCUUCCAGGAUCUGGGACGCCGGCAGCACCGCAAGAGACGGCAGAAGCACUGACCGACAUGUUGGGUGAUUUUUGGUGAGGCAUAGAAGAGCCCCGUCGGGAGAGGCGGGCGCUUAUCCGUCCGUCUGGGUAAGCUGCACCUGAAGUUGAAGGUGUGCAGAGGACGCGGCAGCAGGUGCAAAUGGACCAAACCACUGGGCUCAUAUUGGGGCCCUUGGCAAGGAACAUCUGUCGAUAUUCAACCAGCAAACUCUAGCUUAAAAGAAGAAAGCCAUUUGACCCUUUGUUAAAAGUCUGACUGUUGUUUGGGAGAUCUGAUGACGAGGUUCUUCCUCCACGUUAGCAGAGAUAACCUUCCACCCGAAAGUAUGUGCUUACCUGCCCCCGUUUACAACAUUCAAGUCUGACUGGAUGAGUUGGAUCUCAACAGACGUUGUUAGAUUUUUGACGCAGAUACAAAUCGUUUUGAAAGGAACAUUGACCGACAUGGAAAAGAUUACAAAAAGUCAUUUAGUUAAACCCAGUCGCAAGAGAUAACAAGAUAAGUCAUUAAUUUGCAACGAUACUUCAAAUGUAUUUUUACGUAUUAACUAGCUAACUAACGGCGUCGCAGCCAAUUGGAUGUAUCAUUUAUUGUCCCACCUGUUUUAGUUCUUAGUCCAGUGCUCAUAGUGACACAUUGACUAACAUGACAAUGUUCCAACUAAGCUGAAUAUUCCACCCGUCUGCCUUAUUGCAUGCAGUGAACACAUUUUUAUUCUUAUAUAAAACGCCCUUUCAUGAUGUAUAUGAGCAGCUGUGUUCUCCCUUCUGACCAUGAAUGGGGACCUCUUUUUAUUUUUGGGCCCCGGCUUUCUGCUCCAGCCUCUCGACCUGUUUAGUUGCAUGUUGGUUUGUGUACAGUUAAACAUGCAAGAAGCUCUCAUUACCGACUGCAUUGAGCUGCCCAACAAUAAUCAUAUCACACACGUUUUCACCAGCUCCAGUGUUUUUUAUAGUGUGACAAGUUAUAUCAGCAUAUUUAAUCCUAUUAGUUCCUAUUGCACUGAUUGGAGUAGCCUGUAUAUCUGACCACAUUAAUAACCGGCUUCUCUUCAGCAGUAACACCAUUUUGUCAGUUGUGUGAAUAAGUUACUGAAAACACUUUAUUUUUUCUAGAAAAACAAAAAAAUUCAAAAAGAAACCGAACACGACAACAUAACACUGGUGAGCGAAAUACACGGCCCGACUUGCGUGACGAAGCAGAGUCCACGCGGCCUGAUGCAGAAGCACAGACCUGCUGUUGGAGUGCACGAGUGUGAGUGAGUGUUAAUGGUGCGACAGUGUCCUAAUUAAAAGGAUCGACUUUUAAAACACGAGACAAGAGAUUAAAACACUUCAACCCUGAGCCUUAUUCAACGUAAAUACUCUACAUCGUAGCAGGGACGGACGGACGGACGCGGUGCCGUAGAAAAGAGGUUCACACGGUGUGUUGGAAUGCAGGAAGCGGCCCACCUGUUGACUUUUUCAGGGGGGCGACGGGGAAGGAAAAUGUUUAAAAUGACGCAGACAGAGAGAAUCUUCACUUUGACGGACCAAGAAUGCCGGUAGCUUCUGUUGUUGGAGGUUUUCACGCGCCAACAGUCUGAAUGUUCCAAAAGGUUUGAAGGAAGUCUUAACAGCCAUGUUUACGUGGACCUUCUCGGACCGACGUGACCGCAAUCCCGAACGCUCAUCCAACAACUUCAGUAAGGAAGAAAUCAUAAAAAAAAAAAAACUUCGAAUAACUAAAAUCUUUAAGAGUGUUGUGGUCCUUUCCUUCGUGGUUGACGUAUUGGCGGGGUCUAGUGUGAGCAGGAGGUCAAAAAGGUCCUUGAUUCAAGUCAGCACUCCAUUUUUCUCGGGCGCGUGCACACAAAGCGGCCGCCGUCCUGCGCGGUACGACCCGUCCAUAACGUGACAGUCCUCUCGUAUCGGGGGCCAACGGAUACUCAAUCGCACUGCUUUGUCGCAUCGUCCUGCUCCGAGUAGUCCUGGCCCUGUAAACAAAAGAGAUGUGAGCCCACGUUACAUUGGUCUGUUUUGAUUCUCAAAGCCGACACAACUCACAAUCAGAAUGAGCCAAUUGUCCCCCGACCUGCUGGAGAUGAUCGAAGUGGAAGCCUUAUAAUCUGCUAUCAUUUAUCACGUAACCUUUAUACCAUGAAGCGAUACCACUCAUUAAUACGCCCAGUUUCUCUAAACACAUCUGCUACUCGACCAGAUCCAAACGGCUCUGUAGCUCUCAGUGGAAAGUACAGGACGUGACAGAUUGAGGCUUUUUUUUUCUAGUAUCACAUCUGCUGUGACCAUUUGCCACAGAUUUGAUGCAGUGACAGGAUUAAUCUCCAUCAUGUCAUUUAGCAGGAGAUUAAAUAAAAAGUGACUCCAAU